Molecule: messenger RNA, 1130 nt
Organism: Haliotis rufescens (red abalone)
Lineage: Eukaryota; Metazoa; Mollusca; Gastropoda; Lepetellida; Haliotidae
Product: glutathione S-transferase 1-like
Exons: 4
Coding region: 212-868 (218 amino acids)
Biological process (GO): glutathione metabolic process
Molecular function (GO): glutathione transferase activity
Source: RefSeq, a predicted model, not a curated record
UAUCGUCUGCUCGCGAGCUGGGCCGUAGGAGUUAUAACGUGCACAAAACAAGGCCAAAUAGCAUUGAAAUUCAUCGAUUAAAGUCUUGACUGAUAUGCAAUGCUCACCUCGCCCGACCUGUUUGCACAGCCGAUAACCCGGGUGUUGACACAUCGCUUUCACAAUCCCGAACGUUCUCAUAAAUAGACAGCGUGUUUAGCGUGGAGCUAAGAUGGCGAACAUUCAGUUAUAUCACUUUCCGGGAAGCCCGCCAUGCCGUUCUGUCCUCAUGACAGCCAAGGCCCUUGGUGUACCACUCGAGCUGAAACCACUCAGCUCCCUCAACAAAGAUCAUCUUAGCCCCGAGUUUUUAAAGAUAAACCCGGAUCACACUACCCCAACAAUUGUAGAUGGAGACUUCACCCUGUGGGAGAGCCGCGCCAUCAUGCGCUACCUGGUGGGGAAGUUUGGGGGUGAGGACAACAGCCUGUACUCCCGAGACCUUCAGAAGAGGGCAGAGGUGGACCGACUCCUGGACUACGAUCUGGGGGUCUUCUACAGAACCAUGUUGGAGACUCUGAUGCUGCCAUUAAGAAACAAAACUAAGACGACAAAAGAACAAGAUGAGAAGGUCAUCAAGGCCUUCGAGCGGAUUGAUACACAGGUCAAAGAUAAGAAGUUCCUCACCGGAAAUACCCUCACCAUUGCCGACUUUGCGGUGGUAGUUGGGUUUGCAGCUGAAGUCCUCUAUCCAGGGGAUAUGUCCAAGUACCCAAAUGCCAUGGCUUGGUACAAAAGAAUGCAGGCAUUACCAUACUACAAAGAAGUGAAUCAGCCAUUUUUUGAUUUAGUGGAAAACUUGAAGAAGCAAAGAGCUGAAACGUCGUAAGAAAAUAACAUAAAACAUGAAUAUAAGCAAAUCCAUUUAAGUCUACUGCUUGAAACCAAAGAGACCCACAACAAUAAGUCAGUAGGAGAGUUUAAUAUUAUUAUUAUAUAUUUUCUGUAUCUUCCCAUCAGUAUAUAUUUCAGAAACAUUGUGAGAUAUCUGAUAUGCCGUGGAAUAUAUUCAGUUUUACAUUUUCAAGUCGACUAUAAAAUUAUGAAACAAAAGGUAAUGGCAACUGCAUAGACUAAAAGCUUUAUUGUUA